AUGGCGGGGCGCGGUCAAGGCGCGAGGUGCGGGCGGAGGCCGUGGACGUCCUGGCGGAGCGCGAGCGGGCGCGGGGAGGGGACGUGGUGCGCGGGCGGCGUGCGCGUGUGGAAUGGCGUGUGCGCGCACGCGGGACGAUGCCGCGGCCGUGAGCGCGUGCGCGAGACAGAAGGAGGAGAGGAGGAGGCUGAGGCUCACAGGGGCCAUAGGGAAAGGGCAAUGGAGCGCGGGGAGGAAGCCGGGGACGUCGCGACGCAGGGGAGGACGACGGCGAGGUCCGGGUGGGGGUGGCGCUCCGGCGUCGGCGAUGUGGUCCAGCGGCGUCAGAGGCGGGGCGGCGUGGUCGAGGCAGCGCUUCGGGCGGCGGGGUGGACGGCGAAGGGCGUCGGGGGCGGAGCCGGGUUCGAUCCCCUUGUCCCGAUCCAGAUCGGGAUCGAGAGCCGAGAAGAAAACCAACAAAAGGAGGCAAACUGGGAGAAAAUAUGUGCCUUCGAGGAGCACAAGAUCACACUUGAGGAGCAAAAGAGGAAGGACAACAAGAUCAUCGAGGAGGACCGUUUCUUGAUGAUGUAUUCAAAUGGCAUGAAACCAAUGGCAAGGGAGUUUUGGGAGUUGAAAAGAAUGGAGAUCAUGUUUCAGAGAAGGCAAGAGCUUCAUGAUCUUAUGGGCGGUGGUUGUGGUGGUGCUUUGGCCAAUGGAGGUGGUGGUGAUGCUUCCACCAAUGGAGGUGGUUGUGGUGGUGCUUCCGGUAAUGGUGGUGAUGGAUCUUCGUCCAAUGUUGAUGAUGGUGGUGCUAUGGCCGGUGGUGGUGGCGAUGAUCUUGUCAACAAUGGUCUUGCUUCAUUUGAUCACGUCUAA
This is a messenger RNA of Aegilops tauschii subsp. strangulata, 858 nucleotides long. NCBI's taxonomy places the organism in Eukaryota, Viridiplantae, Streptophyta, Magnoliopsida, Poales, Poaceae. The record is from RefSeq and is a predicted model, not a curated record.